Messenger RNA from Selaginella moellendorffii, 2314 nucleotides. RefSeq names its product U-box domain-containing protein 1. Gene Ontology annotation, molecular function: protein binding; ubiquitin-protein transferase activity. Gene Ontology annotation, biological process: protein ubiquitination. The coding region runs from base 257 to 2308 and encodes 683 amino acids. Gene Ontology annotation, cellular component: cytoplasm; nucleus. The record is from RefSeq and is a predicted model, not a curated record. The transcript has a single exon. Lineage: Eukaryota; Viridiplantae; Streptophyta; Lycopodiopsida; Selaginellales; Selaginellaceae.
GAAUAUGCUACCAAAUUAUAUUCAAAAUAACCCUUGGAACAUCGUGGGCUCAUAAAACGACACAACACAAAGCUCCAAAUAUCCCAGCCGUUCAAACAGCGCGGGGGGAAUGCCGAAGAACACGACGACUUGGCCCAUCCCAACUUCCAAAGCAAAGAAAGAGGAGCCAAAGGAGCAAGUUUGCGCUGUGCCGUGCUUGCAUGCUUGCUAGUCGCAUGGUGGAAACAGUGGCAGCUUUCGCGGAUCAUCGUCAGCCAUGGCCGCUGCUUCACGGGUUGUCGUGCAAGAGCUCCUGGAAGCCGCAAACUUAGUCGCAAGUCACCACCAGCAAGCGUACCUGGGUCCGUGCCAGAGGAAGACCUUGACGGUGAUUCUGCGAAGAGUGAGGUUGAUGCUCCCGGUGGUAGAAGAGGUAAGAGACGGGAAUUUGCUCCUCCCACCCUCGGCUGUGAUAGCGUUCCAGGAGCUCCAUUCGGUCAUGCUCCGGGCCGGGGAGCUCGCCGACGAGUUGCGAGAGUCGAGCCAGCUCUGGCUCCUGGCCGAGUGUGAGCUCUACUCCACCAAAUUGUUUGAGCUGUCCAGGGACAUGGCCGCUCCACUGUCGAUGCUUCCGCUCAGCCUGCUGGAGCUUCCCAUCGAGAUCAAGGAGCAAGUCGAGCUGCUAAAGCUGCAAGCCCGGCGCUUCAAGCUGUUUGUGGAUCCUGUGGAGCUCGACUUGCAGGCCAAGCUGCUGGAGCUGCUCAAGGAGUUUGAGAAGAAGAGGACUCCCAGCAGUGACCGGAUCGAGGAGCUGUUCAAGCGACUGUUGCUCACCAGUGCCAAGGAGUGCCAGAGAGAGCUCGAGCAGCUGCGAAAGCUUGCGUCAUCCUCCUCCUCCACCACCUCGACGACGACGACCCGGUCCUCCCUGAGUAGAAAGUCGUCGUCCAGGUCACCAAAGGCUUGCCGGAUCAACAGCCUCAUCAGCUUCCUGUGCUUCUCGAGCUGCGUCCUCUACGGCAUGGUCUCUGAGGAUCCCGUCCAAGAACACGCUCUCGACGUCGAGGAUGACGAUGAGGCCCAGAAGCAAUUGGUGACGAGCUUGAGCUUGAGCAGCAGCAGCAUCCCCGACGAGUACAAGUGUCCCAUAAGUUUGGAGCUGAUGAGAGACCCGGUGAUCAUUGCCACCGGCCAGACGUACGACCGAUCGUCGAUACAGAGGUGGGUCGAGGCCGGUAAUAUAACGUGUCCCAAGAGUGGCCAGAAGCUCAUCCACAUGACGCUCAUCCCAAACUUUGCGUUGCGGAGCCUCAUCGCGCAGUGGUGCGAGAAGAACAAGGUACCGUUCUGGAUGUCGGGGAAGGACUCGAGAGCUACAGUUGGUGUCGACCACAUUGCAAAUGCUCAGGCCACGAUAGCAGCGGCUAGGAUGACGGCCUCGUUUCUGGUUGGAAAGCUGGCCAUGGGACCUCCAGAUAUUCAAAGGCAGGCUGCGUACGAGCUCCGGCUCCUGGCAAAGAUAGGAAUGGAGAACAGGAGGUGCAUUGCUGAAGCGGGAGCCAUACCUUUCCUUGUCUCGCUCUUGCUCUCGCGCGACGCAUCGGCGCAGGAGAACGCCAUCACUGCGCUGCUCAACCUCUCCAUCUUCGACAGCAACAAGAGCCUCAUCAUGACUGCUGGAGCUCUGGAUCCCAUCGUCGUCGUGCUUUGCAACGGCCACAGCACCGAGGCGAGGGAGAAUGCCGCUGCCACCAUUUUCAGCCUGUCAACCUCGGAUGAAAACAAAGUCGCAAUCGGGAACAAAGGACAAGCUAUACCUGCGCUCGUGGAGCUCUUGCAAAAGGGGACGCAGACCGGGAAGAAGGACGCCGUGUCUGCGCUGUUCAACCUCUCGCUCCUCGACGAGAACAAGGAAAAGGUGGUGCAAGCCGGCGCGGUGACAUCGCUGGUGGAGAACCUGGAGCAGUACAUGGACGACGAAGGCAACGCCGAGUUGCUGGAGAACUCGCUGGCCCUCCUGGGCCUGCUUGCAGCUUCCGAGCCCGGCGCCAAGUCCAUUGCACGAUCCUCAGCUAUGUCGUUUCUGGUGAGAAUUCUCGAGUCAGGAUCACCAAGAGAGAAGGAAAACGCAACAGGAGUACUGCUUGCCUUGUGCCGAGGCGGUGAUCACUCCGUCGUGCGGUGCCUUCUGACUGUUCCUGGAAGUAUAACAGCACUACACUCGCUUCUGGCCAGCGGGUCUUCACGAGCCAAGCGGAAGGCUACAUCGCUCAUGAAGAUCUUACAAAACUGGGAUCCUUCAAACAAAGAUUCUCCUGGUCGUCAAUGAAAACCA